Molecule: messenger RNA, 1839 nt
Organism: Fusarium verticillioides 7600
Lineage: Eukaryota; Fungi; Ascomycota; Sordariomycetes; Hypocreales; Nectriaceae
Exons: 3
Coding region: 235-1413 (392 amino acids)
Biological process (GO): magnesium ion export from mitochondrion
Molecular function (GO): magnesium ion transmembrane transporter activity
Source: RefSeq, a predicted model, not a curated record
CAUCGCCCAGACUCUCGGCUCUUAUCUAUUCUCUGCGACCCUGCGACGCCCGCCCACUCGCCCACGACCAAACAUCGCGACAGAGCGAUCCCUUCCUAACAGUUACUCUUCUCUCUUUCUUGGGGAUCCUCUUGUCUUUCUUUUUUCGCUUCCGAAGUCUCCCGCUUCGGGCCCCCCACCGACUCGUUCAACUGUUUCCUCCGAUCCGAGCUCGAUUCCCUGCUGAACCCGGAUAUGCCCUUGGGUCUUCAACAACAAGAUUCUGACCUCGUCUUCGCUCAAUCGACGACGGCGAACGACGGAUCGACGACUGCGGCGAGCGAUUUUGCGCCAUCCCCCGAGCAUCGUCAUGCUGCUUGGACGGGUCGUCGCUCGGAAAGUAGUAGAAGCAAGACCAGUGACCAGAACAUGACCGCACAAGAUGUCGAGGCCGAGGGGCGACCGCCGUAUCUUCAUGCCAUGAUCGCAGGUGGUAUUGGAGGAUCUACGGGCGAUCUACUCAUGCACUCACUCGACACUGUCAAGACGAGACAACAGGGCGAUCCCCACGUUCCUUCAAGAUACACAUCGCUAGGACAGUCUUACUACACGAUAUGGAGACAGGAGGGUAUAAGACGAGGUCUCUACGGUGGAUGGAUUCCUGCGCUUGGAGGCUCAUUUCCAGGAACUGUGAUGUUCUUCGGCACAUAUGAAUGGAGCAAGCGGUUCUUGAUAGAUCACGGCGUGCAGCAGCAUAUUUCAUAUCUCACAGUUUCCUUGGAGAUCUCGCAGCAUCCAUUGUCUACGUCCCCUCAGAAGUUCUCAAGACACGCCUCCAGCUUCAAGGCCGUUACAACAACCCCCAUUUCACCUCAGGCUACAACUACCGCGGUACUAUCGAUGCUGCUCGAACCAUUGUGCGCGCAGAAGGCGCCUCCGCCUUAUUCUACGGCUACAAGGCCACUCUCUACCGUGAUCUACCCUUCUCAGCUCUGCAGUUCAUGUUCUGGGAACAAUUCACCACUUGGGCUCGCAAAUACAAGCAGAGCCGCGAUAUCGGAGUUUCCCUGGAGCUUCUUACCGGUGCUGCAGCUGGUGGUCUUGCCGGUGUUAUCACCUGUCCCCUCGACGUUGUCAAGACACGACUUCAGACUCAAGUCAACACACCAACAGAGUCCCGACACCCAAAAGACCAUCAUACCAACUCACAAGUUCGGCAUAUUUCUACCUCUUCUCCCAGCACACAUCGACCACGACCUGGCGCCAUCGCUCUCGACACCUCCUCCGUCUUCACAGGCCUACGGGUCAUCUACCGCACAGAAGGCGUUGCAGGAUGGUUCCGUGGUGUCGGACCCCGAGGAGUAUGGACAUUCAUCCAGAGUGGCUGCAUGCUGUUCUUGUACCAGCGACUCCUUCGACAGCUUGAGGUUCUGAUGCCCGUCGAACGAGAAGAAAUGUAAAAAUCUCCACACAAACACAUACACAUACACCUUGUUCUCACCUUGUCGUUAACUACCUUACUUGCUAUGAUUUUAAAAAUAUUUAUUCACGCGCGGUCGCAAGAAAAGUUUCCUCCCCGCUUCACCCCCCACCCUGUAUAACUCACGCAUUAGAGAAGCGGACUCUAUGAGAUGAAAUGCAAUGGAGAUUUAUGUACAGAUAGAAAGAGACGUUUGGGGCUGCGGACGGCCGUCAUUGCUGGGCGUUGGGAAUAGAAGGGAAUGGCUGAUCAGACACAUCAGGACAUGAAUAGAGAUGAGAGCAUGAAGCAUAGAAGCUCUCUAUUGACUUAACACUUAUGACCCCUCAAAUAGGGCAGAUUACUUAACGACUGAUUGAACGGCUCGAGAUAUUUUCCGA